CCUUUCUUUCUUUCUUUCUUUAUUUUUUUCUUCUUGUAAAUAAUGUCUAAUACAGAAAUAACGUGUUUUAUUUAUCCAACUACAUACAAUAUCAUCUUACCACCUACACCUACAUCAAGUGACGAUGAAUUUGAGAAUGAUAUCAAAAGGGCAUCUCUUGCAGACCUUAUACCCAUAGCAUCAGCGGCCCUCAGAGCCAAACAACAAGAACAGCAACAGGAAUCACCCUUGGCUAGAGCCAUAACCAAAGUCAAGAUCGGAGUGCAGACACAAAGGCUAAAAGAAAAAUAUUUAUCCAAUGAAUGGAUACGAUUGGCUUUAAAUAUACCAGUAGACGAAUCUACCAUUAAUGAUACCACAAUCUGUGCUAUGAGAAAGAGAACAAAAGAAAUCGUUAGAUGGUAUGAAUGGAAAUAUAAAAAGCUAAGGUUGUCCAUACAAGAACUUGAAUCUAUCGUUGACGAACUAAGAAAGCAAAGGCUAAGAAGACGUCAUCAAGAAUAAAACUUUUUUUAAAAACUUAUGCUUUAUAUAAUUUGACUUUUUUUCAGAUUACUGGCACACAUUACAAAAUCAAUGAUAGUUACACUUUAGUUGAUUAUCAAUCUUUUUCUUUAUUGUUUCUAACUUGGCGACAUGUAAUACAUAAAGUGAUCUUUGUCUUUUUGAGACUUGUAUAAUGUGAUCAACACUAUAAAUAACACGUAACUGAAAGGCUGUUAAGGUCUCUGGUUUCUUUUCUUUUCUUCUUUAGACCAAAAAGUAAGACCAGCU
This is a messenger RNA of Rhizopus microsporus ATCC 52813, 774 nucleotides long. RefSeq lists its product as uncharacterized. The record is from RefSeq and is a predicted model, not a curated record. The coding region runs from base 43 to 504 and encodes 153 amino acids. The transcript has a single exon. NCBI's taxonomy places the organism in Eukaryota, Fungi, Mucoromycota, Mucoromycetes, Mucorales, Rhizopodaceae.